CUUCUUCCUGCGAGUCCGUCUUUCUCGUCUCAGCGCCUCACCGAAGAGCAGGGUUAGGCCACGUGUGGAGCAGUGAUUAAAACUUGCAUUAGCUUUUUCGUUUUCCCGAUCGAUCUUAGUCGAGUAAACAACCCCGCAGACAGUCAAGAUGGUGAAACUGGCGAAGGCAGCGAAAAAACCGACAACUACCCCUAAGAAAAAGGCCCCACCGCCCCCUAAAGACGUGGACUCCAAUGAAGAAGAGGACAGCAGUGAAGAGGAAAACGAAGAGGUACCUCCCCCAAAAGCCAGCGCCAAGAAGGCAGCCACGCCAGCUAAAGUAACGAAAGCCGCCAAAAAUGGCAAAGUGGCACAGAAGCAGGAAAGUGAUGAAGACGAUGAGGAAGAUGCCCCCCCAGUCCCCGCCAAGGGCAAGGCCGCCAAGGGCAAGGCGGCGCCCCUGAAAAAAGCCGCCAAAGCUAAGAAACAAGAAUCGGAGGAGGAGGAUGACGAUGAUGACGAGUCGGAGGAAGAAGCCCCCCCACCCAAGAAGGCCACCCCAGCAAAAGCCACCCCUGCCAAAAAGGCCGCCCCCGCCAAGAAGCAGGAGUCCGAGGAGGAGGAGGACGAUGAUGAAGAUGAUGACGAGUCGGAGGAAGAAGCCCCCCCACCCAAGAAGGCCACCCCAGCAAAAGCCACCCCUGCCAAAAAGGCCGCCCCCGCCAAGAAGCAGGAGUCCGAGGAAGAGGAUGAAGAUGAUGAAGAAUCUGAGGAAGAGGCCCCUCCACCCAAAAAGGCCACUCAGGCAAAGUCUACCCCUGCAAAAAAGACCACCCUAGCCAAGAAGGAAGAGUCAGAGGAGGAGGAUGAUGAAGAAGAUGAUGAAGAAGAUGACUCAGAAGUCGAGCAGAUGGACACGACUCCGGCUUCCGCUGCUAAGGCAAAGAAAGCUGGUAUGGUGAAAGCAAAGGAGGAGUCUGAAGAAGAGGACGAUGAGGAGGACGACGACGACGAAGAGGACGAUGAAGACGAGGAGAGUGAUGAGGAAGAGCCUGCUCAGACUCCCGGGAAGAGGAAGAAGCCAGAGCCAAAAAAGAAGGAGACCCCACCUGCCAAGAAGGCAAAAUCUGAGCAAGAAGGCUUAUCUGCUUUUGUCGGAAACCUCAAUUCGGAUAAAAACUUUGAUGAACUCAAGGAGGCUUUGGGCAAUUUCUUUUCCAAGAACAACCUCCAAGCCCAGGAUGUCCGAAUUGCCUACAGCAAGAAAUUUGGCUAUGUUGAUUUUGCUACUGAAGAGGAUCUGCAGAAGGCUUUGGAACUGAAUGGGAAAAAGCUUCUGGGUUUGGAGCUCAGAGUGGACAGGGCAAGGAGCAAGCAGAAUGCCCAGCAAGACCGAGAUGAGAGGGACUCGCGCACCUUGUUUGCGAAGAACCUUCCUUUCUCCAUCACACAGGAGGAGCUGAGAGAAGUAUUUCAGCAGGCGGUCGACAUCAGACUACUGACUGCCAAGGAUGGCUCCAGCAAAGGAAUUGCUUAUAUAGAAUUCGAGACGGAAGCCGUUGCCGAGAAGGUCCUGGAAGAGAAGCAAGGAGCCGAUGUCCAGGGCCGCUCAAUCAUCUUGGAUUACUCUGGGAAGAAAAGCCAGAAGGGGCCCAGGAUGUCAGAAAACAUGGCUGGCAAGACACUUGUAGUCAAUAACCUAGCCUACAGUGCAACAGAAGAGUCACUCCAGAGCACAUUCGAGAAAGCAAUUGCUGUCCGAGUUCCACAGAACAAUGGCAGAGCAAAAGGAUACGCAUUUAUAGAUUUUGAGAACGCUGAGGAUGCCAAGGAAGCCCUUGAAAUGCACAACAACACCGAUAUUGAAGGCAGGACAAUCAGACUAGAGUACAGCAAGCUUGCACAGAAAUCGGACGGUGGCCGAGGGAGCUCUGGCCCCACCAAGACGCUUUUUGUCAGAGGUCUUUCUGAGGACACAACAGACCAGACUUUGAAAGACUCAUUUGAAGGCUCUGUUGCAGCCAGGAUAGUCACAGACAAGGAUGGAUCCUCAAAAGGGUUCGGCUUUGUGGACUUUGACAGUGAGCAGGACUGCAAGGCCGCGAAGGAGGCGAUGGAGGACUGCGAGAUCGACGGGAGCAGGGUGACGCUGGACUACGCCAAGCCGAAGGGCGAGGGGCAGCGCGGCGGUGGCCGGGGAGGUUUUGGAGGGUUCGGGGGCCGAGGCGGCGGUGGCAGAGGAGGACGCGGAGGCUUCGGCAGAGGCGGCGGCUUCCGGGGCGGCCGUGGGGGCAAUCGUGGUGGGUUUGGAGGAAGAGGCCGUGGAUUCGGUGGAGUAAAGCCCCAGGGAAAGAAGACGACGUUUGACGAUUAAACUUGUGUAUAUACGGUUGUUGUUUUUUUUUUUCAAAUGGACUCUGUUUUCAUUUUGAUUACUUCUCUCAAUGCGCUGACAGAGCCUUUGGACAUUCCAGGAAGUAACAACUAUAUAAAAUUAUAAAUGUGAUGGACACCUUUGCCUUCCCUCGCCCCGUAGCUGAAGAGAGCUGUUUGAGCUCAGAGGUGUGCUGACUGCCCAUGUUCAUCUUCAUUAACUUUUUCAAAGGGGUAAAAUGGAAUGCGACGCCCACCUGCACUGUGAAACAUGGUGCCGGUCUAGGUACAUACUGUACAUGUACAUGUGAUUUGUAUGACUUCAUUUUACCUUUUGUAAAAAGUGUAGUUUCCGUAUGUGUUUUUUUAUUUCUUACUUUUUUUUUAGUUUGCUGUAAAUGGAAAAGUUUUACCAUAAGAAAUGUUAAACAAAUUGUAACGGGUGGAAGAUUAAACAGACCCAGAGGAGUGUUUGGGUAUUUAGAUUCUCUGGUAGUUGCCUAUGUGUGCUGUUUGGAAAUGGCAAAGAUUUGUUCAGUGAGUUUUGUUGAUGUCCUUCAAGAGGAGCAUACGUUUUCUGACGGUGGAGAUCGGUUGUGGUCAGCAAAGACCAUUCGUAUUUCAUCUUUCUCUCUUUAACAUUAAUAAAUUGAUAUUUUCAAUUGUC
Molecule: messenger RNA, 3019 nt
Organism: Lepisosteus oculatus (spotted gar)
Lineage: Eukaryota; Metazoa; Chordata; Actinopteri; Semionotiformes; Lepisosteidae
Gene: nucleolin
Product: nucleolin
Cellular component (GO): nucleus; cytoplasm
Molecular function (GO): mRNA binding
Source: RefSeq, a predicted model, not a curated record